GAAGUAUCUUUUCUAAAAACUCCACCAUGCUCAUGAUUCGAACGUGUACCUCGAAGCUACUUGCUGGAACCUCAAGGCGGUCGAUCUCGGUACAGUCGUUAUUACAUGGUUCACCAGAAGCGAAGAAAGCAGGUGAAGCAGAAAUUUUACAGCACUCGAGGCUUGUCGGACGCGGAAAAUAUGUUCACGAGUUUGAAAUCCAUCGCGUGAAGCCAGACAAGAGAAAGGAAUACAAGGAGGCUGCAGAGAAGUACUACAUGGGAAUUGUGAAAGACGAGAGGAUGCAUGUCAAGUUGACAGGAAGUUGGCAAACUGAAGUCGGAGAUAGGGAUGCCUUCUUCCACAUACUCGAGUACGAGAACUAUGGCGGAUUCGACAAGACUACCGCGCUCGUUCGAGGGUCUGAGCAUAUGAAAUCAUAUGAAGCCAUGUUGCCUUACGUGAACUCACGCACCUCUCAACUGAAUCAAGAAUUCGCUUUCUUUCCCACUGCUCCUCCUCAUUCUCAAGGAGGUAUAUUCGAACUGAGAACUUACCAACUUGUACCAGGAACUUUGCUAGAUUGGGAGCACGCCUGGCGGAGGGGGAUUGAGGCACGUCGGAAGUACGUGACCCCCGUCGGAGCGUGGUUUUCGCAAGUUGGACGGCUACACGAGGUCCACCACCUGUGGCAGUAUUCGAGUUUGCAACACAGAAAAGAAAUUCGCGAGGCGGCAUGGCAAACGGAUGGCUGGGCUGAAACCGUGGACAAGACCGCGCAACUCGCGAAAACCAUGGACUCCUUCAUUCUUGCACCGCUCUCUUACAGCCCCCUGAAGUGAUCUACAUCCUAUGGAAAGGAACCAGGACUUGUAAACUAGAGAUGGGGCUUGUUAAAGAUGCCAGGACAGUUGGAUGGACAAUUUGUAGAAUUGGUGACUAAACUGAAAGAAACUUAUCCUCUCACGUCAAUCCAGUGAGGCAUUCAGUGUGCAUGCGAGCGUGUAUACUUACCCUAGUACCAUGACGACAAAUCCGAGCGGACUUUGAGAUUCUUUGCAAA
Marasmius oreades (fairy-ring Marasmius) is the source of this 1042-nucleotide messenger RNA. RefSeq lists its product as uncharacterized. Gene Ontology annotation, cellular component: mitochondrion. The record is from RefSeq and is a predicted model, not a curated record. NCBI's taxonomy places the organism in Eukaryota, Fungi, Basidiomycota, Agaricomycetes, Agaricales, Marasmiaceae. The transcript is spliced from 9 exons. The coding region runs from base 27 to 821 and encodes 264 amino acids.